This is a messenger RNA of Closterium sp. NIES-67, 459 nucleotides long. NCBI's taxonomy places the organism in Eukaryota, Viridiplantae, Streptophyta, Zygnematophyceae, Desmidiales, Closteriaceae. The record is from the annotation of a GenBank genome assembly.
CUGCAGGUACUGUUUCUGAAGCGGCGAUUGGGUUUCGUACGUCUGGCAGUGGAGUCCAACGUUCCCAUAAUUCCCAUCUUCUCCUUCGGUCAGAAGGACGUGUACAGCUACUGGUUCCCGCGCAGCUCUUUCCACACUGCUCUGUCUCGUAAGUUGAUGUUUGCUCCGAUGCUGUUUUGGGGUAGGUGGGGCACGCCCAUCCCACAUCAGAAGCCAAUGACUCUUGUGGUGGGGAAACCAGUUCCAGUACCUGCGGGUGAAGCAAGCCUAGACGCUGCAGUCCAGAAAAUGCAUGCGGAGUUUAUCGCCACUGUUGAACGUCUGUACGAGCUGCAUAAGUGUGGAGUAGGAGUUUCUGCUGUACCACUUCUCAUAAUAGGGUACAACCGCCUUCUUUCAGCCCUCUUUCUAUUCCACAACUCUUCUCUCUAGCCUAAACCUAAACCUAGCCUAAACCUC